This is a messenger RNA of Exophiala viscosa, 204 nucleotides long. RefSeq lists its product as uncharacterized. The transcript has a single exon. The annotation marks the transcript as partial. The record is from RefSeq and is a predicted model, not a curated record. NCBI's taxonomy places the organism in Eukaryota, Fungi, Ascomycota, Eurotiomycetes, Chaetothyriales, Herpotrichiellaceae.
AUAUUCACAAAGGGAGUCUCUUUGACCAACUUCGUCAUCGCCUCUUCGGCGCUGUGUUUCCAGGUCUUUGUCCUGUACCCGUGGCACCACCAGUUGGACGAUGAGUUCAAAAGAAUGAAAGAGGAACAUCUUCAGAUCUACCGCAUGGGAGAGGAAACGCGUCGUGCUGAGUUGGAGAAAAUAAAUGAGCAGUUGCAGAAAAUC